GAUGGCGCAAGUUUUACUAAACACAAGACACACUGAAGAAAUUAAAAGGAAAAGGAAUAUACGAUCUUCCGCCGAUCUUUCGCUAUUACCUUUUCUAAUCCAUCGUUUUCGUUUUUUUCUUCAAUCCUAGUGAAUUCGACGGCGACUCAAUGACUGUCACUGCCCGAUAUUAUUUCCUUCAGUUUGAAUGAUUUUAUCUAUUUUCUCUUCAAUUUACUGGGGGGAAUAUCGGUUUGACACUUGCUGCUUGCUUUUCUCUCACAGAGAAAAAUCUCCAUCUUCGGAUUAGUUAGUAGUGGUCGAAAGGUAAGAAGGAGCUAUGUUCAGGGAAGCAGGACUGAGAAGCUUAGGAGAGGAGCAUGUUGGUUCGAGGUGGACGAUUGGUAACCGUAAAUUUGAUGCUAAGUCUGCUGCCAAUGGUAAUGGCGUGAAAGCUGGACAUGGUUUUGGACUCAGGACUGCUCCUCCUAGAGGUAAUCAUAAUAAAAACAACGGUGGCUCAAGUUCAGAUAUGGACAUUGCUUCUGAUUCCGAUGAAGAUGAUACGCACGAGAGACACCACUCGCCUCUACCAUCUCCUCAAGACUAUAAAACUCAUGUUCGCUUCCCUCACCUGGCAGCUCAAGCUCAUAAUGGUGGAGGACUUGGGCGUAACGGUGCAAAGGCUUUUGGUUUUGGUGGAGAUGACUUGUCAGACUCAGCUACCAGCAACCAAGAAGCUGAGGCUUGUGGUGUGAGGAGCAAUACUAUAUCUUCGCAUAACGAAUGUGAAACAAGAAGAAAUGUUGAGGCUGGAACUACAGGAAGGACCCAGAACGGGACUAUCACUUCAACGACUUCAUUGCUUCCUCGUUUCCCAACCUUUCACGCAAGUGAGCAAGGUCCAUGGUCUGCGAUGAUCGCAUAUGAAGCCUGUAUGCGCCUAUGUCUCCAUUCAUCGUCUGUGGAUAGAGUCAGCGAAGCUUCCUAUUUCCUGAAUAAUGAAUGCAAGACAAUGCGAAAUGCAUUCAGUUUGGAGAAGUUUUUCCUUCAGUCUGAAGAAGAGUUACUUGGGAAGGGACCUUGUGAGUUGGUCACCGAGGCAUCUGCUCCAAAAACUAAGAAGACCAUCGGAAAAAUUAGAGUCCAAGCUCGUAAAAUUAAAAUGGGAUUAGAUCCACCACCUGGCUGUAACAUUGCAUCACUGACGAUCCCGAAGGAAAAGCUCGUAGUUGUUCGUCGCAAUAUCACAGAAUUGAAUUUGACUCUAUCUUCUGGAUGGAAAGCAGCGAAGAAAGUUCAUGUCACUCCUCAUGUUCCUCUUAAUGGUUCAUUUUCACGUCAAAGUCUGGCUUACGUGCAGGCAGCUGCUCGCUACCUUAAACAGGUCUCAAAAGCUGUUAAAAACGAAAUGGCUGCGUCUCACACUGGACCACAAACUUAUGAAACAGUACAAGAAACAUAUUCAUGUUCAUUGAGGUUAAAGAGCUCUGCUGAAGAGGAUCAAAUUAAGACGCAGCCUGGAUCCGGCGAGGCGUUUAUUUUCUUGCCAGACAGUCUUGGUGAUGAUUUGAUCACUGAAGUUCGAGAUUCGAAAGGGCAACUUCUUGGUCGUGCUGUAGCUCAGCUAGCAGCUAUAGUUGAUGAUCCGGUAAGAUUCUCUCUCUUUCUAUUUCUAUCUUUCUCAGCUUCAUGUUUUCAAAAAAAAAAGAUUUUAAGUGUGUUGUUUUUCUUUUGGCUGAACCAGAAUGAGAAGGUGCGGUGGUGGCCAAUAUAUCAUGAACCAGAGCAUGAAUAUAUUGGGAAAAUCCAACUUCAUUUGAGUUAUUCAAGCAGUCUAGAUGAAAAAACUAAGUGUGGAUUGGUGGCGGAAACUUCAGCAUAUGAUAUUAUCCUAGAGGUGGCUAUGAAAGCAGAACGAUUUCAGCGAAGAAAUCUAGUGUUCAAGGGGCCAUGGCACUGGAUGAUUACUCGAUUCGCUUCAUAUUAUGGGAUUUCAGACGCAUACACAAGAUUAAGAUAUCUUUCUUAUGUCAUGGAUGUUGCUUCCCCUACCAAGGACUGUCUUGAUCUGAUAUAUGAUUUUCUAUUCCCUAUAAUAAUGAAAAGCAACCACAAGUCUGUAUUGAGUCAUCAAGAGAACCGAUUACUUGGGGAAAUUGACGAACAAAUUCAGCAGAUCCUUGCUUCAGCAUUUGAGAAUUAUAAAUCACUUGACGAACUGUCUUUCUCCGGGAUGAAAGAUGUAUUUGAGUCUGCUACAGGAACUCCAGCACCGGCGAUAGAAUCAUCUGUCAAGCUUUAUGCUCUUCUCAACGACGUAUUAACCCCUGAGGCACAGCUGAAACUUUGCAGAUACUUUCAGGCUGCUUCAAAGAAGAGGUCGAGGAGACAUUUAUUGGAAACAAACGAUUUACUUAACAACCGUAGCGAAGGUGCUGCACCAGUUGAUCCGAUGGCACUUACAGCUUCUUAUCAAAAGAUGAAGUCUCUAAUAUUGAGCUUUAAGAAUGAGAUAUCCACUGACAUAGCGAUCCAUAACUGCAAUGUGCUCCCAAGCUUUAUAGACCUUCCAAAUCUUUCAGCUUCAAUAUAUAGCGUGGAUCUCUGCAAUAGGCUCCGGGAGUUUCUUCUCGUAUGGCCUCCUCCUGGACCAUCAACUCCUGUUGUUGACCUUGUUAUCACAACUGCUGACUUUCAGAGAGAUAUCUCUAGCUGGAACAUAAAUCCUAUUAAAGGUGGUGUUAACGCCAAAGAGCUAUUUUAUUCGUAUAUCACAAGUUGGAUUGAAGAGAAAAGACGCGUUUUAUACGAACUCUGCAAGCUAGAGACGGUAAAACCAUGUGGCGAGAUCUCGGGAUUGACUUCUCCUUUUGUUGACGAGAUGUAUCACAGACUCAAUGGGACACUAGACGAAUAUGAUAUUAUCAUAAGGCGUUGGCCAGAAUAUGCAAUAUCCUUGGAGAAAGUUGUAGCAGAUGCAGAGAAGGCAAUAGUUGAAGCGAUGGAGAAACAAUUUGCUGAGAUUAUAUCUCCGUUAAAGGAAAGUAAGAUCUUUGGGCUGAAAAUUGUCCAGAAGUUCACCAAAGGCGCCCCUAACCCUUACGCUGUUCCAAAAGAGCUUGGAGUUCUUUUGAACUCGAUGAAAAGAGUGCUUGACAUUUUACGACCGAGUAUAGAGAACCGGUUUAAAUCUUGGAACUCCUAUAUCCCUGAGGGAGAAAACAGAAUCUUGGGAGAGCGGUUAAGUGAAGUUACAGUGUUGCUAAGAGCCAAGUUCAGAAGUUAUAUGCAAGCGCUAGUGGAGAAACUCGCUGAGAAUACGAGGAUACAAAGUCACAUGAAGCUGAAGAGUAUCAUCCACGACUUGAGGGAAACCACAGCAGAACCGGAUGUUAGAAACCGAAUGAUGGCAUUGAAGGAUGUGCUAGACAAAACCAUCGAUCACCUGCACAACGUUUUCUUGCCCGAUGUGUUUGUAUCUGUCUGCAGAGGAAUCUGGGACCGGUUGGGACAGGAUGUGCUUCGUCUUUUGGAAGAUAGGAAAGAUAAUGUGACUUGGCACAAAGGCCCGAGAAUCGCAGUUUCUGUUUUGGAUGAGAUCUUUGCGACGCAGAUGCAGAGUCUGUUAGGGAACGCACUCAAGCCCGAGCACUUGGAGCCGCCGAGAUCAAUGAUGGAACUGAGGUCUAUGCUAUGUAAAGAUUCUACAGACUACAGAGAAGGAGGAUACAACUACUAGUAACCGGUGAAGAAUCUGGUUCUUACGGUUUUUGUUUCACUGCAAAGUCUUUUGUCUCUGGUUCAUUACUAUGUUGAGAUUUUGGACAAAAUCAUUAAACAAGUAAAUGUAGUUAACAAGAGAAAAAAAAUAGUGGUUGCAAUUAUAUAGCAGUAACAACGAGCAAAGUUCAAUGCA
Messenger RNA from Raphanus sativus (radish), 3898 nucleotides. RefSeq lists its product as uncharacterized. The transcript is spliced from 19 exons. Lineage: Eukaryota; Viridiplantae; Streptophyta; Magnoliopsida; Brassicales; Brassicaceae. The record is from RefSeq and is a predicted model, not a curated record. Bases 320 to 3721 code for a protein of 1133 amino acids.